This is a messenger RNA of Cucurbita pepo subsp. pepo (vegetable marrow), 357 nucleotides long. RefSeq lists its product as uncharacterized. The record is from RefSeq and is a predicted model, not a curated record. Lineage: Eukaryota; Viridiplantae; Streptophyta; Magnoliopsida; Cucurbitales; Cucurbitaceae.
AUGUCAAAAAUAAGGUCAAGCAGAGGAGUGAGUUUGAGGUCAGAUGAAGGCACCGCCAAGCCAACAACUCUCCAAAGAAACAGGAAAAGGGUGAUCACAGUGUUGUGGGUUUUCCGGCUGCCAAAAUCCGGCAGAUUCUCGCCGGAAAGUUUCCUCCGCCGCGUAGGAGCCAAAGUGGCCAAAGUUGUACGCUAUGUGUCAUUGAAAAAGAGGUCAGAGUGUUCAAAAAAGGCCUCCGCCGCUACUAACUUCAACAGAUCCCAUUCGGUGUCGGAUUCCAUGGAAGAAUCUCACAGAGCUGAAGCUGUCAAAGAUUGCAUCCACUUCUUCAAUUCCUCUUCUUCUUCAGCUGUUUGA